Molecule: messenger RNA, 1248 nt
Organism: Stegastes partitus (bicolor damselfish)
Lineage: Eukaryota; Metazoa; Chordata; Actinopteri; Pomacentridae
Gene: p2rx2
Product: purinergic receptor P2X, ligand-gated ion channel, 2
Exons: 12
Coding region: 1-1248 (415 amino acids)
Biological process (GO): calcium ion transmembrane transport; response to ATP
Cellular component (GO): plasma membrane; signaling receptor complex
Molecular function (GO): extracellularly ATP-gated monoatomic cation channel activity; purinergic nucleotide receptor activity; ATP binding
Source: RefSeq, a predicted model, not a curated record
AUGUGUGAAGUAUUUCAUCACAUCGCCAUGGGGCUACGCGAGUUUAUAUUGGAAUAUUUUCAAGGUUUCUGGGACUAUGAGACCCCCAAGGUGAUGGUUGUUAAAAACACAACUCUUGGAGUCAUAUACAGGACGGUUCAGUUUCUCGUGAUCACCUAUUUCAUCUGGUAUGUGUUUAUAAGUCAGAAAGCAUACCAAGAAAGUGAAACCCGUCCAGAGAGCUCCGUUUACACUCUCAUGAAAGGCUCAGCGGUUCAUGGAGACGAAAUCCUGGACACUGUGGAGUAUGCUCGACCCUCAGAGGGUGGUGAUGUGAUUAGUACAAUACUGAGGCGAGAAUUCACCUACAAUCAGAUGCAGGGCACCUGCGCCGAGUAUUUCAAAGUUCCCAAUGCCAACUGUACAGAAGACUCUGACUGCGUAGCGGGGCAGGUCGACUUUGAUGGCCAUGGCAGACGAACCGGAAGAUGUGUUCAAUACUACAACUACACAUUCAAAACCUGUGAGAUCCAAACCUGGUGUCCUAUAGAGGAGCACGCUGUAGUACGAGAGCCGCCAUUAGUGGAGGCCAUCAACUUCACAGUGUUCAUCAGGAACUCCAUCCACUUCCCCAAAUUUAAAGUGCUGAGGGGAAAUAUUAAGGAUGCCUCAAACAAGCGCGACAUGCAGAAAUACCUCCAUAAGUGUAGCUACCACGAGGAGAAUGAGCCCUACUGUCCAAACUUCCGUCUGGGCUACAUCGCAGAACAAGCAAGAGAGAAUUUCACUGAGCUCUGCAGGACUGGAGGAGUGAUCGGGGUUUUCAUCAACUGGAAUUGUAACCUGGAUCUGGAUCCUUCUCACUGUAAACCCAAAUAUUCAUUCCGUCGUCUGGACCUCCGAAAGGAUCUGGCCAACUCUGGUUACUAUUACAGGUUUGCCAAAUAUUACAGUAAGGAUGGAGUAGAAUCUCGGACACUGAUCAAGGCUUAUGGCAUGCGUCUGGAUAUCAUAGUUCACGGACAUGCUGGUAAAUUCAGUCCGAUUCCAACCAUCAUCAGCACAGUGACGGCUAUGACUUCUGUUGGGAUUUGCACCAUCAUCUGUGACUGGAUCAUGCUGACUUUUAUUGACAAGAAUGAAGUCUACAGUGAGAGGAAGUUUGACGAAGUGAUCAAGGAGCCCACAGAACCCAUGUCCACAGAGCUCAGCUUCAUCAACAGCUACGGCUCAAACCAUUCGGACCUGUCAGACGGCGUGCCGCUGUGA